This is a messenger RNA of Penicillium chermesinum, 987 nucleotides long. Its product is annotated as Major facilitator superfamily multidrug transporter NAG3. Gene Ontology annotation, biological process: transmembrane transport. The transcript has 2 exons. The record is from RefSeq and is a predicted model, not a curated record. Bases 1 to 987 code for a protein of 328 amino acids. Gene Ontology annotation, molecular function: transmembrane transporter activity. NCBI's taxonomy places the organism in Eukaryota, Fungi, Ascomycota, Eurotiomycetes, Eurotiales, Aspergillaceae.
AUGACAUUGGUUGGAGGUACUCUAUCGGAUCUGUGGAAGAAUGAAGAAAGAGGCGUUCCAAUGGCAGCAUUCAGCGCUGCACCCUUUAUUGGCCCUUCCAUUGGCCCUCUCGUGGGUGGGUUUCUUGGCGACAACUGCGGCUGGAGGUGGCUUUACUGGCUGCAGUUGAUUUUGUCCUUCGUUUCUUGGACGCUUGUCACAUUCACUGUCCCCGAGACAUACACUCCAACGCUGCUGAAGCGAAGAGCUGCGAAGCUGCGCAAGACAGAGAAUGAUCCAACGUACACCACCGAGACAGAACUCGACUCUCGCCCUCUGGGACAGAAGUUGCGGAUGAUUCUUAUUCGUCCAUUCCAGCUACUUCUGCUUGAACCCAUUGUUCUUUUCAUCGCCAUCUACAUGUCCGUUCUUUACGGCCUCCUGUACAUGUUUUUCGUGGCAUACCCGAUCGUUUACCAGUUCGGCAAAGGCUGGAGUGCAUCGAUGACUGGUCUGAUGUUUAUCCCACUGGCGAUCGGUGUUCUAGGCAGUGCCGCAUGCUCUCCAUUUGUGAACAAGAGUUACCUCAAGAUCUCACACCAGUACAAUGGCAAGCCUCCAGCUGAAAAGCGUCUGAUUCCAAUGAUGUACUCUUGCUGGUUUAUUCCCAUCGGUCUCUUUAUCUUCGCAUGGACUUCUUACCCUGAUGUACACUGGAUUGGACCGGCUAUAGGAGGAUUCCCGGUUGGAUUUGGUUUUAUCUUUCUGUACAACUCAGCAAAUAACUAUCUCGUCGAUACGUAUCAGCAUCAAGCUGCCUCAGCGCUGGCAGCAAAGACUUUUCUACGUUCUAUAUGGGGUGCCUCUACCGUGCUGUUCACAGAACAGAUGUACAAGAGGUUAGGAUAUCAGUGGGCGAGCUCCCUCCUGGCUUUCAUAGCUUUGGCCUGCUGUGCUAUUCCAUAUGUCUUCUAUUUUAAGGGAGAGGGCAAUUCGCCGGUUCUCUAA